This is a messenger RNA of Oncorhynchus tshawytscha (Chinook salmon), 3249 nucleotides long. RefSeq names its product C2 domain-containing protein 2-like. The record is from RefSeq and is a predicted model, not a curated record. The transcript is spliced from 14 exons. Lineage: Eukaryota; Metazoa; Chordata; Actinopteri; Salmoniformes; Salmonidae. The coding region runs from base 1404 to 3062 and encodes 552 amino acids.
CAUCACAUGACAUUUGCAGUUUUUCGAUUUCGGUCAUCGACGGUAUCGGAGAUGGUCUUCAAGCGUGUGAUGGGGCUUUAUAGAUAAGGACUUCACAAAAUAAUAAAUUUGUUUCGUCGUUUGAAGCCACGAAUAACUUUCACUUGGCUUUACGCCAUGGACGCCAGAAACGAUUCAUUGACAUUACAUUUUGGACUACGUGAUAUUAGCUUGCUAGAUAACUUGCUAAAUUAGCUCCCGUUGACUUGUAAUCUAAAUGAGAGCAAGGUCUGAUGCUACCUAGCCAAUUUUUAUGAAAAUCUCGUCGUUAUGUGUAGUUAGCUGACUUACUGUUGUUGGCUAGCAAUGCUAGGGGCUAGCUAGCAAACACAGACAUACAAUGGUGUGCAGCUAACGUUAGAGAUGCGUGGAGCUUGCUCGAACUUGCUUGGUCUAACUUACUCAAAAUGCUCCGUUAUUUAGUAGGUAGCUAAGUUACUUGCAGAAACCAUUUAUAUUGCUUGCUUGUUAGCUACCUAGCUUUCUACUGCAGUUUUCAAACAAGAUAGCUAACGUUAGCAAGGAUUAACUACUUCCUUGAAGUCUAUUGUUACUCAUCUUGGGAUAUUUUAGUUGGAUGUUGAGCCUCCAUCACUAACCACGAUAUUACUGACCAGAUAAGAGGCUAACAUUGCAUAGAGUUACUUGUUCAGUGGUUGAACUUGUUGACAAGACUUGCUCUCAUUGCUAAUAUAGCUGGAUCCAUAACUCAGUUAGAUGGCAAACGUUAGCUAACUUAAUUGUCUUGAAUGACGGGGACUUAAAUCAAAAGCGCAUCAGACCAUGUUUUUGUGCUGGUCUUACUUUCAAGAGACAAUUGUCAUUAGUUAAAUAAAUAGCUAGCCAGCUAUUUAAGUCAGUUGCUGAGGAUGACUGACCCAGAAAGUCCCCUUUCAAAUUCUGUUUUGGGAGACUUGCAGUGGCUUUGCAUGGUAACACUGUUCAUUGCAUCCAGCAUUACAUUGAUACUGUAUCUAAUACAGUAUUUUUACGACGAUCUACGGAUACAGAAGCCUGAGCAAAACAAUGCGGUUUCGGAGGAAGCGGACGCUCUGUUGGGAUGGGCGCUGUCACUGAAAAGCUGGAAAAGUCAAUGGAGAGUUGCUUGGUGCAGAGCGUUGAAUGACGAAUCGAGGAAGUCUGGGUUGUUGGGGUAUAGCUUUUUGCUGACCACCACCUGACCCAGGUACUCCUAACUCACACAGAGCCCAGUGCAACUAACAUUUGAAGAGGAGAGCCUUCAGUCAUCAGAGCUGGUGGUUGGCCAAGUGUCCAGCUUUAAAAAAUCUGCUGGUCAGAAGGCUGCACAAUACAAGGUUGUCGGGGACAAGCUUCAGUUCUCCCUCAGUGCCUCACCAUCAGCUAUGUCUCCAGGAGAGCCCUGUAGGUACAGCGUGAAGAUAUCGACACUUGAACUGCAGUUGGACUUGCAGAUAAGGGAGGCUGAAGGAGAGGUCUGGGUGGGCUGGGGGGUGUCCCAUCUGGAGACAUGGGACCUGCAGCUCAGCCCCAGCUUCACACAGGACAAUGCCACAGGCCCAAGUGUGGCUGCAGUAAAGGACGUGCUGAGACAGCUGCUGUGUGUGGCGCGUCCCUCCGUGAUGCUGAGUUGCAGGCCUGCUCAGGCCACAGAGGUCAAGGAGGCCUGUAAGCAGGUGACAUCACCGCCCAAGCCCCCCCGCGCUCACGACUGGAAGCUACUGGUGAAGAAUAUCCGGGUGACAUGUAAGGAGCAGGAGGACGGUGCUGCAGGCAGUAUGAAUCCCCUGUGUGUGCUGCAGCUAGACGACCCUCCACAGAAACUCUCCACUUCAGUCCUACAAAACACAGCCAGCCUAGCCUGGGACCAGCCCUUCAUCUUUGAGCUGAAUGGACGAUCAAAAGAGCUCAAUAUUCAGCUGCUGGAUGAUGGGAAACCUCAGGAGAACUCCUUAAUGGGUCAAGUGUCUGUGCCUUUUCAUCUGGUGAAGAAGCAACCCAAAGGACAGCAAACAUUUGCCCUCAUAUCCAAAGACCAAGUGACUGGGUCACUUACUGCUGAGUUUACCUACUUGGAACCUAGCGAGGUGCGGUCGUGGCAGCCCCCUACUCCAGCCCUCACUAAGAGAGUGGAAAUGGACCGCACGGUCAUGCCCUGUGGUACUGUGGUCACCACAAUCACUGCAGUGAAGAGUAAACCAGCUCGACCGCUACUGCCUGGACUGAGCAAAAAUCCCACCCAGCAGACCCCCUUGAAGCCUCCCAGCGGCACCAAGUCCAAGCUGUCGUCUCGGAGGGUGUCAGAGCAGCCAUCCAUGCUGGGGACGAUGGGGAGUAAGGCCCUGUCCUCCUCUGACACAGAGCUGCUUAUGCUCAAUGGGUCCGAUCCCGUGGCAGAGGCCGCCAUCCGCCAGCUCCACGAGUCAGCCAAGCAGAAGCUCAAGUCCCCGGUCAAGAAGAGCACCAUCAUCAUCUCAGGAGUGGCCAAGACCCCUCUUUCUCAGGAUGAUGAGAUGGCAUUGAUGGUGGGCUACGCUGCUGCGAUGGAUGCCUCCAUGUCGGAGCAGGGUUCUCAGGAGAUUUCUGUGGCGACUGCUUCAGUAGUAGGAGCCAGUAGCAACCUCCCGGAGGCGUGGUCAGAACCCCAGGAGGGCCCCAGUGGAGUUGUCCAGGCUCAAGCCCAGCAGGCCCCGGAGGACUGGGAGAGCCAAGCAGGAGAGGACCCAGACAGAGAUGCAGAUAAAACCUCCAUGUCCCUCUGCAUCUCAGAGUCGGGCUCCAAAAAGAGCAGGGGAGGCGGCUUCCUACAAAAGAGUGCCAAGCUGUUCUUCCGCCGGCGCCGCCAGUGCAAGGACCCGGGUAUGAGCCAGUCGCACAACGACCUGGUGUACCUGGAGCAACCUGUGACGGUGGACCGAGAGAAACGCACAGCCACUUUCAGCCGGAUGUUGAACCGCAAGCUGCUGCCCAAGAGCAAGAGCAAAGCCAACGGCUCCACAACCCAGACAUCCACCCCCACCCUGGAGGAACAACACGCAGCCUGACUCUCCCUCCAAUAGUUCUGGAGCCCCCCACGCCACCUCUAACCCCUUCUUUAGUCCUCCAGCCCCCCACGCCGCCACUCCUACCAUCUCUAACCCCUUCUUUAGUCCUCCAGCCCCCACGCCGCCACUCCUACCACCUCUAACCCCUUCUUUAGUCCUCCAGCCCCCACGCCGCCACUCCUACCAC